Molecule: messenger RNA, 138 nt
Organism: Scutellospora calospora
Lineage: Eukaryota; Fungi; Glomeromycota; Glomeromycetes; Diversisporales; Gigasporaceae
Source: the annotation of a GenBank genome assembly
AUGACUAUCAAUGUUCUUGAGCUAAAUGAACUUGAAGCCAUUUUUGCGAUCAAAGCAACUUUGGGUGGUGCUAUCAAGCAUGGUAUAGGUACUAAAAUGGAUGAAGAAGAAGUAUUCAAGGAUAAAGAAAGCAUUUAA